Molecule: messenger RNA, 2991 nt
Organism: Fusarium oxysporum Fo47
Lineage: Eukaryota; Fungi; Ascomycota; Sordariomycetes; Hypocreales; Nectriaceae
Exons: 7
Coding region: 304-2991 (895 amino acids)
Biological process (GO): cytoskeleton-dependent intracellular transport; cytoplasmic microtubule organization
Cellular component (GO): cytoplasm; centrosome
Molecular function (GO): dynein light intermediate chain binding; microtubule binding
Source: RefSeq, a predicted model, not a curated record
CCAAUGUCGCCGAAACGUUGAAGAACAAUGCUCCCUCUAACCUUGAGUUCGCACUGAACACUCACACGACAAUCACUGAACAAUGGAACGACCGAUCUUGAUCUCCUCAUAACAGCUCCUUUUAAAACCCUCGAAUCCCAUUCCGACAUGCCGUCGAAUGCCUCGAAAAUCAUUACCCCUGCUACGAGACACGCGACGCAACUCCCUAUAAUUCCACCAUCAUUAUCACUCCCGACGGCGACGACCUGAUCGACUUCUUUACUCACUAAUAUUUGGCUCCGGCCGCACAAUACUUAGUACACGAUGCCAGGCUAUAGUGCUAACGCGCAGGCUGCGCUUAUAAAAGCCAUCAAACGAGUCUUCGAGCCGAAACGCAUGGUAGAAUCAGUCGAGGACCUCAUCGACGGUGUCACCCUUGGUCUAAUUUUACAUCAACUGGAUCCUAGCUUUGACACGUCCGCCCUCGAGACAAAUUCCAAUACAUCCCGCUACUUGACAAACAAGCGCAACAUUCAGAGCAUCUACAAGGGUCUCUUCCGCUACAUUCGACGAGCAGUUCCUGAGCUUGCUUGUCAGGCAAAGAAGUUCGACUACCAUGCAAUCGCCGAGAAUCCUGAUGCUCAAGGCAUCAGUCAGCUAUUGGCUGUCAUGUUGGGAGUGGCCGCACUAGGCCCCGAAGCCCAGCAUUAUAUUCCUCGGAUAACAGGUCUCGACAAACAUACUCAGGCAGAGAUUAUGCAAAUAAUCCAGACAAUACAACAGGAUAUCAACAGCUCACAAGGCGACGACGAUGUGGAUGAAGCCAUCGACGCUGUUAUGGAGGCGCGAGACAUCGAUCUACUCGUUGAAGAGCAGAAUGCAGCCUUGCGGUCACAACUUGACUUAACAAAGAGACAGCUGUCAGAUUAUAUCACCAGGCUUGAUCAUUUACAAACAAGUCACGAGGAGCUCCGGUUUGAUAAAGAGAAGAACGACCGGGAACUGGAGGUCUUGCGGAAGGCCACUAUAGAUGGUGCUAACAAUGCCGAGAUGAUCAAGAACCUAGAGAUUCAGGUGCAUGACCAGAUGGAACUCAUUGCUAGACAUGAGGAAACAAUACGAAGAGACGAGCGCAUCAAGUCGCAACUUGAAGCUGAAGUCCUCAAAUUGACAGAAAAAUGUAAAGAGGCAGAAGAGCUUCGCGACCAAGCAACGGAAUGGAAACACAAAGCUGAGGAUCUUGAGAAGAAAGCCAAUACUGCAGAGCGGUAUAAGCAGAAACUCGAGUCCCAGCAACAUCUCGUCAAGGAGGUGCAAAAUCUACAGUAUGAGAAGACAGAGUUACAAGACCAGAUUAAAAUCCUGCUGGAAGACCAAGAUAGGGGGACUCGUACGAGGAAAGCAGAGGAUGAGUUAACCAAGAUGAUUACUCAGUCCGAGCAACAUCUUUGGGACGAACGCAGCCAAAAGAACCAGCUGAUGAAGGACAUCGCAGCACUGGAGGACGAGGUGAUUCGUUUGAGGGCACGUCAAAGCCACGAUGAGAACUUCAUCAAGGAUCUCCAGGAGCAACUAGAGAGCGGAGGAGCCGCACAAAGUGCAGAACCCGGCGCGUUAGGUGUGGCAGGAAAUCUCGAGGAUGAACUUAACGAUGCAGCUACCGAGGACGGCCAACCUAGCCAAGUUAACCUACCCCUAGAACUAUCUCGCCUAAAGGCCGAGAACGAUUUGUUGCGUAGCACAGUCGGUUCUGGGGAUACUGCGCCGCUACGCCGAGAGCUGGACGAAGAGAAGCGACAACGUGCUCACCUUCAAAAGAACUAUAACGACAUUUUCGAAAAGCAUGCUGUUUUGCAUGAUCAAAUGGAGGCUCUGAUCAACAACAUGACCGGCGAAGGGUUAGUCAAAGCAAUUGAUGAAGCCGAUGCUCCUGAUGGGAAUCACAUACUUACUUCGGAUUACUACAGGACCAAGGCCUUUCUCAACAUUAAGCAGUCAUUAUUGCAGUGCGAAUUCGAACUCGAACAGUCGAAGAAGAGGGAGAAGGACCUCUCCGUUCAGGUGGCAGAUCAAGGCCGCGAACUUCUUGCUGCUAAGGCUCAGCUCUCGGCUCUUGACAAAGAGGGGGCAGAUGCUCUUAAGGAGCUCAAGAGCGCUGAUGUUACCAUCAUCUCAUCCCUCAAGUCUGAGCUCGACUACACAAGAGAGCAGCUCAGCUAUACCAUUGCUGAACGAGAUGCGCAGCAAACCCAGCUUGUCGAUGCUCUCCUUACCAAGGAUAAGCUACGUAAGGAGGUUGAAGAGGGCCGGGAGCUGCAAGACAUCAAUGGCACAGGCGAUGCACCACCUGACCCCAGCAAGAAGGGCGAGCUGAUUGAGAAGCUGCGUGCCCGCCUCAGAGAAAUCCGCGAGCAACUUGAACGAUCAGAGACGGACAGGAUCGACCUACAACGUAAACUCAAGGCUGCACACGAUGGGGAGGCCGUGGCUGCACAAAAGGCCGCGAGCGAUCAAAUUAUCCGGAACCUUGAAAGAGAGAACGCUCUCAUCUCAUCAGCAUGGUAUGAUCUUACGAGCCGGCUUCAGAGCAACCAUGUCGUUUUGCAAAGGCGGCACGAAGCUCCGCGGAGCUGGCUUAACAAGCAGAGGCAGAUGGUCAAUGACUCAACGAAUUACGCUCUCAAGUUGUGUGACAUAACUCUUACUACCUACCUUACCAAACGCCAGUCUCUCCCUCGACGUAUUCACUCCCACCCAUACUGGCUUAUUUUACCCGGCCCUCAAGAUUGCCCCUUAUCCUUUCUUGAUCCCGACAUUCUCAUAAUUGCCGACACCGCCUUGGAAAUCAGGGUGUCGUAUUUUCCUCUUUCUAUUUUUGAAGCAUUGCGAGGGAGCUUGUAUAGAUGUUAUGCCGAGGAGUCCUAUAUAGGGCUCCAAAUGCGUUUCAAUAGAGACUCAGGCCAAAUAUUGCAGAGUCAUAGUUUGAUCAAUAUUGAAACUGAGGUUGUGUAA